UAUUCGUCAGAGCAGAAUGGAGCCAAGAUAGUUGCAACAAGGGAAUGGAAGAAGAACGACAAGAUCGAGUUGUUGGUUGGCUGCAUUGCAGAGCUAUCGGAGAUGGAGGAAAAUAUGCUUCUUCGUCACGGAGAAAAUGACUUUAGUGUUAUGUUUUCAACCAGGAAGAAUUGUGCUCAACUUUGGCUUGGACCUGCUGCAUUUAUUAACCAUGAUUGCAGACCCAACUGUAAAUUUGUUUCAACUGGUCGGGAUACAGCCUGUGUAAAAGCAUUAAGAGAUAUUGAACCAGGAGAAGAGAUCUCUUGUUACUAUGGGGAUGGAUUCUUUGGAGAAAAUAAUGAAUUCUGUGAAUGCUAUACAUGUGAGAGACGUGGGCAAGGUGCAUUCAGGUCAAGGUGCAUUCCUGACCCUGCACCUGUAAUAAAUAGCAAGUACGGACUCAGAGAAACCGACAAGCGUUUGAACAGAUUAAAAAAGUUGGGGGAUGGUGGAAAGAACUCUGACAACCAAUCAGUGAGCUCAAACACUGAUGCAGAGAUUACUCAGGAAAAAGCUUCAAGUAGAAAAUCUUCAAUCAACAUGAAAAAGAACAGCAAAAGCAGAACAAGGCAAACUUUGCCCAGAACAUCAGCUGCCACUAGUUCUACCUCAUCCUCUUCAAAAACGUGUUCUGUAGGUAAUUCCAAGGUACCAAAGAAAUUUAAAACCUCAAAGCCCGUUAGGCCUUUGCCCUCAAAAUCAAGGUUAAGAAGUGAAUCUAGAAGGUCCGAACACAAGACCACUUUUAGAAAUCUUGAAAUGGAUAAUUUAGUUCUUAAGGAGCCUAAAGUAGUUCUUUAUAAGAAUGUACCGCUCGAAAAGGAUAAAGACCUAGAGGGACCAGCAAAGGUUGAUGGUUUGGGUCGAUGCCUGACCAGACAUUCUAUUCGAGAAAAUAACAUCAAUUCUGUGAAAGAACUGCAUAAAAAGGUUUCUCCCUUGCAUGAUGGAAUGGUUUCUUGCACCUACAUGACCCGGAGGGCAAAGAGAACGAGACUGGCUCUCGAAGGAUCAUCUAGCAUUGCUUCACUGGAGCUUGAACCAAAUAUAAUGGAUCGUGGAAGUAUUCAUUGCACAGGGGGGAUGGAACAUCCAAGUUCUGUUCUACACGUCAAUGACAACAUGCAUGUAAAUAAAUUGGUCCAAGAACCUUUUUCAGAUAAUGGCAUAUGUUCAAACAGAAGGAGGUCACAACAAGGGAAACUUGCUGUAAAAUUAGAUGAAUGCCAGCUUGCAUUACCUUGUUCUGUAAAGGAGGAUGUGAAGGAAGAAACUAUACCUGAUUUGAUCAGUCCUCCUCCAAUUCAUAAACUUAAUGGUAGUGAGAAGGUAGAACUAGUGGAUGUACCUGAUCUAUAUCGAGACUGUGUCGGUUCUUCAAAUGGUGUUGCUUCAGAUUCUUUUGUAGUUUCCCACAAAUCAAAAAAUUCAGAUUGUCAUAAAAUAAAAGAGGAAUAUCCCAGAACAACUGAAAGAAACAAAAAGAAAAGACAAAUCACAAGGUAUGACGCACAAUUGAUACUUGAAAACAGUUCUGGGAUUCCCAAGUUGACUCUGAGGCGAAGGCGUGACAGCAGCAGUAGUAAAACCAAUGACCAAGAAACAGAUGGAAAGAAAUCUAAGAUCAGCAUCAAACUGAGCAAAGACCAUGAAAAUGAUAAAAAUAGUAACAAUUAUGUAGCAAAGCUCAGCAAUGGGUUUACCGCGGGCUCAGGAAGCAGUUCUACAAAACUCAAAAUUCAGCUGAAACGAGAGGAAGAGAAUAGAGGAAUCAAGCGUUCACACUCCAGCAUGGAAGAACUCUGUGACAAUGAUGUGUGCUGUGACGGUGCUGUUUUGUUGAGGUCUGAUGGCGAAGUGGUUGAACAUGGACGACACACAGAAGAGUAUGAAGAUGAUGAGGAUGAUGAAGAUGAUGAUGAGGAGGAUGAUGAUUACGAUGAUGAAUUUGAAGAUGAAUUUAUUCCACUUCCUCAGGCUAAAAGACUAAGACUGAUAGUUGGUAAAGACUCCAUAGAUAUAGACAUUUCAUCAAGGAGAAGAGAAGAUCAGUCUUUAAGGCUUAAUGCAUAAGCUUUGGGUCUUGUACUAACCAUAAUGUACAGUACUUUCCAAUCAGUUAUUCCACAUUUGAAUGAUCUUACUGUAAAUUUUAUUGACGGCACUUCUGUAUUCAUUAUCAACAUAAAUAUUGUAGAAAGUGUACAGUAUAUUGACUCAAGUUUGAUUUUUGUGCAGAUUUUUAUUGUACUUUUAACAGCCUUACUAUGUGCAAUUCUGAAUUUUGGAGGGAGCUGAUUCUCUGUUAGAAUUAAGGCAUAAAACAGAAUUGUUGUAUAGCAAGACCAUUUUUUUUCAUUUUUCCCUUCUGAGCCUAAAUAUUUUGAAUCACAAUUAUGGGGGAUUCCCUAAUUUUUUUUUAAAUGGAGCAUUAACGUGCUUCUCUGUGUGAAUGAAGGUUAAAGAGAAUCGAUAGUGGCAGCAAGUUAAACCAACAACAUUUUCUAUAAGCUGUUCUUAUCACCAGCAAGAAACUGCAGCUUUUAGGUUUGUUCGCUAGGUGUUUCCCCGGGUUUUGUCAGUUUUACACUGUAUGCUGUCCCAGAUGUACUGUUUGUGGCCUUUGUCAGUAGCCAGCUAUUGGUUGGAAGUUUAAAUAAAUGGAGUCGUUUAAAUAAAAA
Molecule: messenger RNA, 2723 nt
Organism: Callorhinchus milii (elephant shark)
Lineage: Eukaryota; Metazoa; Chordata; Chondrichthyes; Chimaeriformes; Callorhinchidae
Gene: kmt5b
Product: lysine methyltransferase 5B
Exons: 7
Coding region: 103-2115 (670 amino acids)
Cellular component (GO): nucleus
Molecular function (GO): histone H4K20 methyltransferase activity; protein binding
Source: RefSeq, a predicted model, not a curated record